This is a messenger RNA of Asparagus officinalis (garden asparagus), 902 nucleotides long. RefSeq lists its product as uncharacterized. NCBI's taxonomy places the organism in Eukaryota, Viridiplantae, Streptophyta, Magnoliopsida, Asparagales, Asparagaceae. The record is from RefSeq and is a predicted model, not a curated record. Bases 87 to 722 code for a protein of 211 amino acids. Gene Ontology annotation, cellular component: endoplasmic reticulum. The transcript is spliced from 6 exons.
UUGACCCUUUGCAAAGUGAUCAUUUCCACGAACCCUUAGAUCUCAUCUCUAGUAAAAGGAUCGCCGGAGAAAAACCCUAGCUAGCAAUGGCGAGGUCUCGAUCGAGCUUUCUCCUCCUCGUCCCUCUCCUUCUCGUCGUCUCCCCAUCGCUUGCGAUCUCCGAUGGCCCUUUCAUCGUCGCCCACAAAAAGGUCAGCCUCGCCCGCCAAAAGUCCGGGAUGGAGCGCGUCUCGGUUAGUCAGGAAAAUAAUCCUGAGCCUUUCUCGGCAAUAGUAAAACAAGAAGCCAAUUGGACACCUAAAAGUUCUACUUCUAGGACGGCAUACGAUGUGACCCUCAAUGACGAUAGCUGGGGCCAUGACAGAUUUGAUAUCAUCUCUGGCAGCACCUCAGAAACAUGGGAAAGGCUUGAUGCCGGUGCCACUGUCUCACAUUCAUUUGUUCUGGAUUCCCAAGUAAAAGGCUUGUUCCAUGGCUCCCCUGCUGUUAUCAAAUUCCGUAUUCCAACAAAAGCUGCACUUCAGGAGGCAUUCUCAACCCCCAUUCAGCCACUAGAUAUUCUCGCCGACCAACCUGCAGGGAAGAAGUUUGAAUGGGCAAAGAGGUUAUUAGCGAAGUAUGGAUCACUGGUUUCAGUUCUUGGGUUUAUCGGUAUGUUCGUCUACAUGGUUGCCAGCCCGUCAAAAUCCAGCGGCGGAAAAGGAAGCAAGAAGAAGCGUUGAUCGCUUUAAGAUUCCCGCUAGUGACCAGUUUUUUUUUUUUUUUUUUUUUUUUUUUUGAAAACUGUAGUUGAGAUUUUUUCUAUGUAGAGGUUCUGAAUUAAUCUGUGAAGUGUAGUUUAGACCGUUAAAUGGCAAUAUGCUGAAAAACAUUAUUGAAGAAUCCUACACUUUUCUAUUUCA